AAAUCCCUGUCUUGACUGCACUCCGUUUCCCCAGCCCCAAAGCCUCAGAUACUGAACGCACGAGGGACUUCGGACAUGGGCUCAUCUGUGCGCCGCGGGGUGGUACAGCGGCCGCCGCUGCCACUUUUAGGACGCCUGCUCUUUUGCUGCAGCCUCUUCUUCUCAGGACUGGCCCAAGAACGCCCGGCUACUUGCCGUUGUUUGGGAAAACGAUUGGAUUGCAGCCGCCUCAAACUGAGAGAAGUCCCCGCGCUGUUUCCCACCAGGACGGUGCAGCUUGAUCUAAGCCACAAUAGAUUGUCUUCAAUCAACUCUAGUUCUUUGAGUCAUCUUUAUAAUCUGCGAGAAAUAAAACUGAACAACAAUGAAUUGGAAGCUAUUCCAAAUCUGGGACCUACUUCAGUAAACAUUACUUUCCUUUCUCUGAUAAAUAACAAGAUCAUGAACAUUCUGCCUGAAGAACUGAAACUAUUUCAAUCCCUCGAAACUUUAGAUCUCAGUAACAACAAUAUUUCUGUGCUUGAGAUGGGGUCAUUUCCUCCACUGGUGCUCAAAAACCUCCACAUUAGCAACAAUCGGAUAGUUUCACUGGAUCCAGGCAUUUUUGACAACUUGGCUAACACACUUCAAGUCUUGAAGUUGAACAAGAACCGCAUUUCAACCAUUACACAGAAAAUGUUUAAACUUCCCCAUCUCCAACAUCUAGAGAUGAGCCGUAACAGAAUUAAAAAAAUAGACGGACUUACUUUUCAAGGACUGCCUUCUUUGAAAUCAUUAAAAAUACAGAAAAAUGGGCUUGUUUGGCUCAUGGAUGGAGCUUUUUGGGGAUUAAGUAACAUGGAAAUUCUGCAGCUGGAUCAUAACAACCUAACAGAGAUUUCCAAAGGCUGGCUUUAUGGCUUGUUGAUGUUACAGCAGCUUCAUCUUAGCCAAAAUGCAAUCAGCAGGAUCAGACCUGAUGCCUGGGAGUUUUGCCAAAAACUCAGUGAGCUUGAUUUAAAGUAUAAUAAUUUAGCAAAACUAGAAGAUUCAAGCUUUGUUGGUUUAAGCCUACUGGUAAGGCUGGAUAUUGGGAACAACAAAGUCAGCGACAUUGCAGAUUGCGCGUUCCAGGGACUAUCCAGUUUACAAAUUCUAGACCUUAAAAAUAAUGAAAUCUCAUGGACAAUUGAAGAUAUGAAUGGUGCUUUCUCUGGACUUGACAAACUUAGAUGGCUAGAUCUAAGUAAUAAUGCAAUAAUGUCAAUUCAAGGAAACACAUUUUUACAAAUGAAGAAUCUUAAAGAAUUAUAUAUAAACACAUCAAGCCUUUUGUGCGAUUGCCAGCUGAAAUGGCUACCUGAGUGGCUAAUAGAGAAUAAAUUCCAGACUUUUGUAAAUGCCACAUGUGCUCAUCCUCAGGCAUUAAAAGGAAGAGAUGUUUUUUCUGUCAGCCUAGAAGGUUUUGUAUGUGAUGAUUUUCCCAAGCCACAGAUAACUGUCCAACCUGAAACUCAGUCAGCAGUCAAAGGCUCCAAUUUAAGUUUUAUUUGUUCAGCAGCCAGUAGCAGUGAUUCCCAGAUGACUUUUGCAUGGAAAAAGGAUAAUGAAUUAAUAGGUGAUGCUGAAAUGGAGAAUUAUGCCCACCUUAGGGCACACAGUGGUGAAGUGAUGGAGUACACCACCAUCCUUAGGCUGCACAAUGUUGAAUUCAGUAAUGAAGGAAAAUACCAGUGUGUUAUAUCCAAUCACUUUGGCUCAUCGUACUCUGUCAAGGCAAAACUUACAGUGAACAUGUUUCCAUUGUUUACCAAGAUGCCCAUGGAUCUUACAAUCCGCACUGGGGCAACAGCACGGCUAGAGUGUGCUGCUGUUGGUCAUCCCAUGCCCCAGAUUGCUUGGCAGAAGGAUGGUGGUACUGACUUCCCUGCAGCCCGCAAGAGACGCAUGCAUGUGAUGCCUGAGGAUGAUGUCUUUUUUAUUGUGGAUGUCAAAAUUGAGGAUACAGGUGUUUACAGCUGCACAGCUAAGAAUACUGCAGGAAGUAUUUCUGCAAAUGCGACAUUAACAGUAUUAGAAACACCCUCCUUUUUGAGACCGUUGCUGGAUCGAACUGUGAUGAAAGGUGAAACAGCAGUCUUGCAGUGUAUUGCUGGGGGCAGCCCAUCUCCUUGGUUGAAUUGGACCAAAGAUGAUCGCACAUUAGCAGUGACAGAAAGGCAUUUCUUUGCUGCGGGAAAUCAGUUGCUUAUUAUUGUAGACACAGACUUUGAAGAUGCUGGGAAAUAUACAUGUGAAAUGUCUAACACACUUGGAACCGAGAGAGGCAAUAUUCUCCUAAGUGUGAUUCCUACUCCUACCUGUGAUUCUCCUCAAAAUGCUGCCCUGUCUCUCGAUGAUGAUGGAUGGGCUACUGUGGGAGUAGUGAUCAUAGCUGUGGUGUGCUGUGUGGUUGCCACUUCCCUUGUGUGGGUGGUCAUCAUAUACCACACAAGAAGGAGAAACGAAGAUUGCAGUGUCACAAACACAGAUGAGACAAACUUACCUGCAGAUAUUCCAAGCUAUCUGUCAUCCCAAGGAACUUUAGCUGAAAAACAAGAUGGAUAUGGGUCAUCAGAGAAUGGAAGCCAGCAUCGCUUUGUACAAUCAUCUCCCAUGGGUGGAUAUUUCUUUCAACAGAGAGAAAGCAACGGAUGUUGUCAUACGGAUAGUUGUAGUGAAAAUGACUUGGAAGCUGUAAUGGAUCCAUUCUUUUGCCAUUAUCUGGGAACUUCAGGAAGCCUGCAUUUAAAAGAAAAUUUAUGUAGCGCAGAAAUGUUUGAAACAUACCAUACAGGUAAUUUAUAUUAUAUACGUGUUUUAUUAUUUCCAUCAAGCUGCUUGAAGAAAAAAGACUGCUACCCAUAUAUCCACUCACCUGGAGAUCUUUUUGACCGAUACCUCUGUAUCUCUAGAAUACACAUGCCAAGUAAUCAGUUGAUUCCUUUUAUUUAUCCCCCAAAUGAAGAGAAUGGAAUAAGAAGCUCACAUCUAAAUGUAGACACAUGUCAAUUUAAGAGAAGUCAAGAACUAUCUUCUGUUACACCAAGCACCACUUUCGUGGGAACAUUUGGAAAACCUAUAUGGAAGCCUCAGAUUGAUUCUUUGCCAAGCUAUAAGCAGUCCUCAGUUUUGCAGCCAAAAGCCUCCCAACAUUAUUCUAAGGAAUCAUUGGAUUUUGACUUGGAGUUUGAAGGUUGUAAUAAAAUGGGUAGGACCUUUCCUGAAGUGGACAAUUGCAAUUUUAUUUGUGGGCAAUCAACUGAAAACUAUAGGACUUCUAUUUUUCAAUCUUUUGACUUAGAUACAUAGUUUGCCAUCAGUGCCAGCCCAAAAUCAGCUCAUGAACCAAGAACUCUACUACCUCAAAGUGAACAUUAUUUAAAAAGAAACUUCUUGUACUUUAAAAGAGAUUUAUGAUUUUUAUACAGAUGCAGUUUUAUUUGCAAAAUGUAUUAUAUCAGGAAGAUUAUACAUACCUUGUAUUUCUGAUGUGUAUAGUUUUGUUUAACCAAACUGUAUUUUUGUAAAUUAAUGGUGUCAAUAAUAACUAUGCAUUUGUUACUGACACAGACUUCAUUUUAUUCAAAUAGAUGUUUUAAACUAAUACCAAUUCAUAUGCUUUUGUGUGAUUUAAGAAGCUGUUCAAAAUUAUGGAUGGUUAACAGAUUAAUACCUGACAAUGUUUAUUAUUUUUGUUGAUUUCUGCAUUAAAUAGCACUGAUAACAAACACAUAGAGGCAAGAUCAUAUUCAGGGGAAGGAGGAAGCUGCAUCUUUUUUGCAAGUUUCACCUGUACUGUGGUGAACAUUGCCCAUGUCAGAAAAGAUGUUUUGCAAAGAUGUUUUGCAUAUAUGCAAAAAUGCACUUGAAAACUUCUUAUUGCCCAUAGACAUUCCAGUUCUAGUUAGUAUGUAUUGUCAGUAUCAAAUUGAAUUAAUAGCAAUUCCAAAUUAUACUUUAUCCAUUCCAGUAAUUCAAAUUGCAUUUCUAGGUUAUCUUUUAAUAGAUGAAAAUCCUGGUCACAUUUAGCUUUGUUUUGGCCCUGCUUGUCCCGAGUCUGCCUAUCUUUAGGAGUAAUGUACUCUUGUUUUUCACAAGCCACUUAAAUACUGCAUUCAGUACAACCCAGUGUUGACUUUGUAAGUUUGAUCAUUAACAAGAAAUAUGGGGAAAACAUCCAUUUGAGAUCUUGUACUGACCACCUGAUACCCCUAGAUUGUUGUAACUAGUAAAAGAAGACUUCUGGGCUGGUCCAUAUUCCUAUACAUCCUUAUCCUAAAAUAGUUUAUUUCAGUUGCACAUACCUGUGAAGAUGUAUGUAUGAAUUGUGCUGUACAGAUGGAAAUGUUGGAUUAUGAAAUAUAAGGCAGCAUCUGAUGUUAGGGAAGCCAUGCACUCUUAAGAAUUUAAUGUGUGAUAUGAGGGAGAAUAUCUCUCUCUGAAAAGGACAAUUGCUGGAAAGAUAGCUGCUGCAUUUUGCAGAAAUUGUGGGUGAGUAUUUAUAUUUUUUUAAAAAAAAACAUGAUAUAGCCAUUUGAAUUAAAACUUCAAAUGGCGAUUAGAGAG
Molecule: messenger RNA, 4587 nt
Organism: Notechis scutatus (mainland tiger snake)
Lineage: Eukaryota; Metazoa; Chordata; Lepidosauria; Squamata; Elapidae
Source: RefSeq, a predicted model, not a curated record